This is a messenger RNA of Sipha flava (yellow sugarcane aphid), 2726 nucleotides long. Its product is annotated as homeobox protein SIX6-like. Gene Ontology annotation, cellular component: nucleus; transcription regulator complex. Gene Ontology annotation, biological process: regulation of transcription by RNA polymerase II. The transcript has 2 exons. Lineage: Eukaryota; Metazoa; Arthropoda; Insecta; Hemiptera; Aphididae. The record is from RefSeq and is a predicted model, not a curated record. The coding region runs from base 445 to 1455 and encodes 336 amino acids. Gene Ontology annotation, molecular function: RNA polymerase II cis-regulatory region sequence-specific DNA binding; DNA-binding transcription factor activity, RNA polymerase II-specific.
ACCAGUAGUAUUCGGCCGGUCAACGAUACACCGAUGAUCUGACGCAAACGAUAUCCCCCUCCCUCCCGGACGAUACGCACGCACGCACCAGACGACGACGAACCGGCACACACGUAAACGCACCGCACGCGCGCACGCACAUCGCCGUACAGCCGCGCGCAGUGCACACGUACGACGCCGCCGCCGCCGCUGCUGCCGCCGCAUUCGCACCGCUCGACCGUGUACGGAACACGCGCGCGCGUUCGCCCCGUUGUACCCGUGCGCCGACUAACCCGGUAACGUGUGAACACCGCGUCCGUUCUAAGUGCGUCUCCGGUUCGAUCGCGCCGCACGUCGUCGUCGUCGGUUUCGGUACGUUCCGCGCAACAAACGACAAACGCCGCCGCCAAGCGUAACGGUUCGCGGCCCCGGUGUUCGCGCGUGGCAUGUGAGAUACACACCGCGAUGGCACUGGGCAUAUCUUCGACGCCCACCGACUCGUCGUCGGGACGGGGUUCGCCGGUCAGCCCGGUCAGCAGCCCGGUCACGCCGCUGGCCACGCGGCUCGCGCCCAUGCCGCCCAUGGUGCCCAACCCGAUGUUCGGUCUGCCCAUGCUCAACUUCAGCGUGUCCCAGGUGGCCAGCGUGUGCGAGACGCUCGAGGACAGCGGCGACAUCGAGCGACUCGCCCGGUUCCUGUGGUCGUUGCCCGUCGCCCAUCCGAACAUCGUCGAGCUGAACAAGAACGAGGCCGUGCUCCGGGCCCGCGCCAUCGUGUCCUUCCACAGCGGCAACUACCGUGACAUGUACACCAUACUCGAGCACCAUAAGUUCACCAAGGACUCGCACGGCAAGCUGCAGGCCAUGUGGCUGGAGGCGCACUACCAGGAGGCCGAGAAGCUGCGCGGCCGGCCGUUGGGCCCCGUCGACAAGUACCGCGUUCGCAAGAAGUUCCCGCUGCCCCGGACCAUAUGGGACGGCGAGCAGAAGACCCAUUGCUUCAAGGAGCGCACGCGCAGCCUGCUCCGCGAGUGGUACCUCCAGGACCCGUACCCGAACCCCACCAAGAAGAAGGAACUGGCCCAGGCCACCGGGCUGACACCCACCCAGGUGGGCAACUGGUUCAAGAACCGCAGGCAACGCGACCGGGCGGCCGCGGCCAAGAACAGGAUGCAACAGCAGCAGUUCGCCGCCCAGUUGGCGCAUUCGGGCGGCCGGCACCUGAACCUGCGGCGGUCCAUGUCGCCGGGCGCGGCCAGCACCACCGGUUCCGAGUCCAGCAUCAGCCUGGGCGCGCCGUCCCCGGGUCCGCCGUCGUCGUUGCUGCUGCCGCCGCCGCACCAGUCGCACCAGUCGCUGCCGCCGCCGCCACCGCCGCCGCCGCUGCUCACCAUCGACCCGCCGCGCAUCGGUCUCACCAACCCGUCGCCGUGCACGUUGCCGCAACCGUUGGCGCUGCACAGGCCGUUCACGUGAUACGGUCCGCCUCGCCCGCCGAUCACCGCCGGCCGGUGAUGCGCCGCCGCCACCGUCGUCGUCCGGUGCGAUCACGGAAACGUUUCACGACGCUCGUCGUCGGUGCACACGCUGUUUUGUUGUCUUCGUUCUCCCGGCCCCGCCGUACGACGUUCGUUCUCGAUUCCAUUCCCCCCCCCCCAUCAUCCCCUGCCCGCCGGGGAGAACAAGUGUUUUAUUAUUAUUAUUAUUAUUAUUAUUAUUAUUACUGAUGCUACCCUAUUGUUUGCUGUUCUUACGAUCACACACGUAAAGUGCGACGAUAUUAUUAUUAUUAUUAUUAUUAUUAUUAUUAUCGCGUCGGUGUGCCGAUGUAGAGAUUUCGCCGGAACGCGACCGAAAACUGAAAACGCAUCCCCCGUCCGUCAUAUUUGUCAACGUCCGCGUUUGUGCACCGCGAACGGGUAGAACUUUUAAAAAAAAAACAUAAUACAAUUCAUAGUACACGAUUCCACCACGACGCGAAAUAUACGAUAAAAUACGAAAUAUACCUUUCGGAUUUCUUCGCAAUGUAAAUUAUGCACAUUAUAAAUACAAAUCCAAUACCAAUACCAAUCAGACGGAUUCGGAAUUAUUGUCCCGCGUAAACAUUUUCGAAUUUCCACGUUUCACACCUCGUACAAUUUCAACCACAGUUUGAUACGCAAACAAUCGCAGCGCAACAAUCCUACAUGUACAUAGUUAUUAUUUGUAAAUCAAUUUAACCGCGUACCUCAUCUUGGGACGCUUAUUGUACCUAUUACGAUUACUAUAUUAUUAUACGUCAUGUAGUUUGUAGAUUUGUACAUAGUUUUACAUUAAUUUUAGAACGUUUAAACGGUGCAAUUAACAUUAUUCAUGUAUAAAUAUAUAAUUAUAAACAAAUAUUUACGAACGACAUAUUUACGUACACGUAGAGCAGCAGUAGAUUUAUCAUUAUUAUUAUUAUUAUUAUUAUUAUUAUUAUUUAUUGUGUUGUAAUAUUAUUUACGAGAAGAAAUCUGUCGGAAAAAAUGUAAUGUAUUUUUUUUUUUUUUUUUUAAACGCGAGUAAUGUAAUAAUCAGAUUUAUUGUACAUAAUAAGACUCCAUUUGAUUAUUACACAUUAUUUAUACGUAGUUUCAUUUAUUUGUGCUAUUUCUUGAUGAUUUUGUGCGAAGCGUAGUAAUAUUGUAUUGAUACUCUGCGACCUCUGCAACGGAGCUGUUUAUUAAACAAAAUCGAAAUAUAUAUUAUUAUUAAUUGUUUGUUAA